Messenger RNA from Pomacea canaliculata, 2604 nucleotides. RefSeq lists its product as uncharacterized. Bases 303 to 1307 code for a protein of 334 amino acids. The transcript is spliced from 7 exons. NCBI's taxonomy places the organism in Eukaryota, Metazoa, Mollusca, Gastropoda, Architaenioglossa, Ampullariidae. The record is from RefSeq and is a predicted model, not a curated record.
GUGGUGGUGGUUGGGAGCUAUAAGAGGAAGUAUGCAUAGCUGUCUUUUGUUAUUAAAAUUGCGUUUGGCAUGCAUGCUGAAUGAACUUACUGUGCUGCGUCAGCAAACACCGCACCUAAACUUUCCUGUUCACACAGAAGCAGAAAGCCACUGUGCAGCUUACUGAUUUAGGACUGGAUUUAAAUCUUUUGGCUGCCCAAGAUUAUGAAUUCAAAAAUUGUAAAGCUACUGCAUGACACUAUGUAGACCUCCAUAAUGUAACAGUCUUCACUUCUGACAAACGAGGUGGAUGACUUUUCAUCAUGGCCGAGAAUAAGUGCUUCAUUUAUGUGGCGGCAGCCGCAUCCAUUGUGACUGUUGUGCUAAUUGUCAUUUUGGUGCCUCUGAGUUUUUCAGGAGUUGAAUACUAUGAGUUUGGAUUUAAACGUCAAAAAAGUACUGGUACUGUAGACACCAAACAAGUCUACUCUGGUGGGAAGCAUUUCAUUGGACCAGAUUAUGAAUUCAAAAUUUUUAAAGCUACUGCACACUAUGUAGACCUCCGUGAUGUGACUGUCUUCACCUCUGACAAACUUGAGAUUAAACUUGAUGUGCAGUAUCAGUAUUUCCUGCGUGAAGAAGAUCUUCCUACACUUCAUAGAAACUAUGACUUGUUUUAUGAUAACGUUGUUAAAACAAGUGCUAUUGAUGCACUUAAGGGAGAGGCACCAAAAUUUUCAACUCGAGAAUAUAUUACCAAUCGCAAUGCAAUUGAGACAGCUCUGUAUAACGGUGUGCGUGAGCGGCUGGGGGGCAUUUGUUGCUUACAAAGCUGCAGUCUUUAUGAAUUUGCUUGCCCUCCUGGAUGUAAAAAUUCCUCAUCUUGUGAUCCCAGCACAGACAAAGGGCUGUGGGUUAACGUCAAGUAUUUUCAGCUUGGUGCUGUGGAAAUUCCUUCAGAUGUGGAGGAUAGAUUUCUGAGGUCUCUUACACUCAAAGAGGAUGCGGAUCGCGAAAAGCUGCUCCAGGAAGCUCAAGUUGUGCGGAAAACAACCGAAGCCAUGGUCCGAGAUAUUCAGAACCAGGCCACUGAGAUUCUUCAAGAAGCCCAAGUGCAGUCCGAGCUAAUUGGCACCAUUUCUACAGCCAACUUCACUGCAAACGUCGAAAAGGCAAGAGCAGAGGGGCUGAAAAAUCUCUACCAGCAGCUUGGGUUAACUACUCAAGAGAUGAAGAACUCCUUUGACUACUUGAGAACUCUUCGUCUGCUUGAAAAUGUCCAUUUUACUGUUGACUUCCAACAAAGAAUAGUUGGCAAUUUUAAAUGACAUACUUGAAAGAAGGCAGCCAUAAUUACUCAUUUGAAAACAGUUUACUGGGGAAAUACUUUUUGCAUUUUUAAAGUGCCUGAUAAAAAGUAAGUCAUCUCCUUUAAUGCAAUUUUCAAAUUGAAAAUUAUCCCCACUUUUCAAAGUUAGAACCAAGCUCUGAUAUUUUCUUUCCUAACAUUUUCUACUUGGUGGCUCAAAAACAAUUUUGUUGUUGUUGUUAAUUCUUACUUUUAUUUUUAUGACAGUAUUCAUUCUGUAUAUUUUUAUUUAUAAAUUCUGUAUUCAUUAAAAAAUAUUUUCACAGGAUGUACUUGAUUUUUAUUGUCAUACUAUUAUGGUUUCUCAGGGUAAUUUUCUAACUGUUUCUAAUUAAGGCUAAAGAGUUUAUGGAAUGUUUAUGUUGCACAAAGUUUACACAAUUAUAAUUACACAACAAUAAGUAAAUGAAGAUAUCUUUGGUACAUCUAAUUGAUAAGACUUUAUUUAUCCCAGAGGGCAAUUUGAAAUAUCUGUACUAAAUUGAGUUCAUGAAACACAUUUUUAUAGGCAUACAAGUACUUCUAGAAAUUCACUAUAACUGUGAUCUUUGCAAAGAAACGGCACGAUUUUAUACAUGAUGAAUGUGUGGAUUUUCUCUAUUUCCUUAGAAUUAUUAGAGAGAUGGAUGCUAAGAAGCAGCUUGUUUCUUCAAUGGUAUUGUCACACUUUUUGCUUUCUCAUUUAUGAUGAAAGAUGAAGCAAAAACUACAACUACCUUGUAAUUAAAUACAUUUUGAUGUUCUGUACUCUUGUUUGACAGUUCUUCACUAAAAUACAUACAAUCAUGUAGACUGAGUAUUUGCAUGGAUGCAUGAAUGCAUCUCCAUUUGUAAUGCAUUUAGGGGUUCCCUUUUCCCAUAGCAUCCUCUUUCACACAUGCUCUCAUUUCCUUUCUUUUCUUCACACACACGCACAUAAAUUUUACAGAUGUAACUUGAUAUCACAUUCUUUACAUAUUAUGCCUGCUUUAUUAUUUGCAGAGUAAAUCAUGAAAGCAGCAUAACACCAAGCAAAUUGAAACACGCUGGAGUGUUUCACUGAAAAAAAAAAUGGGGGGAGGGGGAAAUACUUUUUUGACUAUCAGUGUUGAAAACUGCACCUAAGUAUUUCACAGAGCAUGGAUUACAUUAAAUAUAAAUAUCUUGCCUACUUAUGCUACAAAUGACUAUUGUUUAAAAUGAAUGAAUGAACAUCCUGAUGAUCAAUUUCCUUUGUAGAUAUUUUUACUGAGGUCAUUAAAGCAAUUGUUAAAACA